GUCAUCUUUACCGGAAGCUGAAGAGGGAAAAUCAGUGGAGUCGCGUUGGCAUUUUCAUCCGCCGACUCUCGAGCGUACGGGAGGUGCCGAGUCUGUUAGCUGGUCUGAGGAAUAGGACAUGAUAAGAUCCCUACAAUGGACACGGAGAUGAUGCAGAAAUUCACUUCAAAAGACGAGGAAAUCGAUUACUGGAAGAGUUUGUCUCUCAAAUACAAGAAGAGUUGUCAUGAUGCUCAAGAGGAGUUGCAGGAGUUUCAGGAAGGCAGUCGGGAGCUGGAGGCCGAGUUGGAGGCUCAGCUCGGUCAAGCGGAGCACCGCAUCCGAGAUCUGCAGUCUGAGAAUCAGAGACUAAAGAACGAAGUGGAAACACUCAAGGAGAAACUGGAGCAGCAGUAUGCACAGAGCUAUAAGCAGAUCUCCAUGCUGGAGGACGAUCUGGUCCAAACGCGCGGCAUAAAGGAGCAGCUGCACAAAUAUGUCAGGGAGCUGGAGCAGGCCAACGAUGACCUGGAAAGAGCCAAGAGGGCCACGAUCACAUCUCUGGAGGACUUUGAACAGCGGUUAAACCAGGCCAUAGAGCGAAACGCCUUCCUAGAAAGUGAACUGGACGAGAAGGAGUCACUGCUUGUCUCGGUGCAAAGACUUAAAGAUGAAGCAAGAGAUUUGAGACAGGAGUUGGCUGUACGAGAGAGGACGUCAGAUGUUAGGAUGUCGGCUCCCAGCUCGCCCACUUUAGACAUUGAUAAGACCGACUCGGCUGUGCAAGCCUCACUGUCCCUACCUGCUACACCUGUGGGGAAGAAUAUAGAGCAUCCUUUUAUCGGUCAGAAAGCAUUAACCAAUGGCUGUGGAAACUCCUCCCUCACACCAUCCGCACGCAUCUCGGCCCUUAACAUCGUCAGUGACCUUCUACGGAAAGUCGGCGCUCUGGAGUCAAAAUUAGCUGCUUGUAGGAACUUUGCCAAAGAUCAGGCAGCAAGGAAGAACUACGCCACUGGAAAUGGAAACCUCAUGAAUAGCAACGCAACCAAGUUCUCGCAUUCUCUCCACACUACGUAUUUCGACAAAACGAAUAUGAACGGACUUGACCCCGGCGCCCUGACCACCCUGGCUUCCCCGCGGACCAUGUCUCCUCCCGGCAUGCUCCCGCUCAGCGUGUGAGAGACGUUUCUAGCUACCUCCACACAAUCCCGACACAUUAUGGAAACAGAGAGGACACUUGAAAGAGUGUGUAUGUGUGCGCGAGUAUGUGUGUGGUGUGAGAGAGAGAGAGAAUGCAGAGAAUGCCGUGCCUCCAGCGUGUCUGACAGAUGCAUGUCAGGUGCGAGGGUCCGUUCCUGUAACCGUGUGGUUCAGCUGAUCUCCGUUCUGCAGAUCAGCAUUUCUCGGUUUUAUCCUCACUUGAAGCCAGCAAAAUGACACAGGUCUGCUUCAGACCACAGCUUCUGCGCGAGUGGUUUUUAGUGUGUUGCACAAUGAAGAUGAACGAAAAAGGGAUUUGGUUUAAGGGAAACAUCACUGUAUGUUUAACAAUGCAAAUGAUUGUUUGUGUGUUGUAUGUGUAUAUUUGAGGCAUGAAGGGAGAUCCCUCAUCCUUGAUUUACUGGAUUAGAGAUUCACCUUUAUUCAGGCACAGUACUCGGUUGUAAUAUGGAGGGCGGGAUAAUGCUGGAGUUAGAUAAUGGUAAAUGGCAUAAAAACAUCAAUCAUCUUUAACAGAGCUAUUAUGAAUAAAUAAACAACUGGGUUGGUUUGUUUUAGGGCUUCCGCUUUGUCCAAUCCAAGUUUCCAAGACCGAUCUACGGUAUUUCUGCUAAGCUGCACUUUCAUAGUUGCAACGGUUUUGAUGACAUCACCUUCCAUUGACCGAACCACUAAUACUGUUUUAUUUGUUGAACUGUACUAAAUCAGCAUCUGUGCAAUGUGGUCAUGCUUGCACAAUUUGUCAGUGGUCAUAUGAACCUCAUUUCUAUCCCAUGUGCCUCUGAAUCUGCCUGUGAGUUUGAUAUUCACUCUUUAUUUAUUUCACAUGAAAUGGAAGCAGACUUGUGUUUUUCCACAGUGUUUAAGUUCAGUAUAUUUACGUUGUAUUUUAAGAGCACUUGCUGGAGUUCAUUUACAUUUGAUUUCACAGUUAUCAUGCACUUUUUGUUAUGUUUAUUAUUAUGUAUAUAGAUCUGCAUUGCCCAGUCUGUACAGUAGAUACCUAAAUCGGGUCAAUGAGCCAUUUAAUUUAUUUCAGAGUCUUUAUGGCAUGUUUUGACAAGGAGUGACUUUUACAUACUGUGCUUUGGUUUAAAAUCAUAUAUCGAGAUGUAAAAUCGGUUGUCUGAUAUGUGCAAAUAAAUAAAAGGAAAAAGUGUGAAGUUAAA
Paramisgurnus dabryanus is the source of this 2372-nucleotide messenger RNA. RefSeq names its product nudE neurodevelopment protein 1-like 1b (gene ndel1b). Gene Ontology annotation, molecular function: microtubule binding. Lineage: Eukaryota; Metazoa; Chordata; Actinopteri; Cypriniformes; Cobitidae. Gene Ontology annotation, biological process: mitotic centrosome separation; centrosome localization; regulation of neuron projection development. Gene Ontology annotation, cellular component: centrosome; kinesin complex; kinetochore. The record is from RefSeq and is a predicted model, not a curated record.